Molecule: messenger RNA, 1737 nt
Organism: Daktulosphaira vitifoliae (grape phylloxera)
Lineage: Eukaryota; Metazoa; Arthropoda; Insecta; Hemiptera; Phylloxeridae
Product: matrix metalloproteinase-19-like
Exons: 10
Coding region: 116-1597 (493 amino acids)
Biological process (GO): collagen catabolic process; extracellular matrix organization; proteolysis
Cellular component (GO): extracellular matrix
Molecular function (GO): zinc ion binding; metalloendopeptidase activity
Source: RefSeq, a predicted model, not a curated record
GUAUAUAAUAAAAUAUUUUAUAUAUUUAUCUUUAUUUUAAUAAAUAUUUCUUGAACAAAAUAUCUAGUAUCAAUAAGAAACUAACUAAAUAUAAAACUUUAAUCCAUUCAACAUCAUGGAAAUUUUUCAUAUAACAGUAUUAAUAUCAAUAAUCUUAUUGUACAAACCAGUGCAUACUUUUGAUGAAAUUAAAAACAAAACACAAGCAGUGAAAUAUUUGGCUGCAUUUGGAUACCUUGAAUCAGAAAUGCAGUACAACCCAUUGAUACUUCAUAAAUUAACAAAUAAAAUGUUUACAGAAGCACUUAUAGACUUUCAAACAUAUUUUAGCAUACCUACUACAGGCAUUUUGGAUAACGACACUUUGAAGGCCUUCAAUUAUCAAAGAUGUGGAUGUAUUGACAAGUUCUAUAGAGUCAAAAAAAAUAAAUCUAAAAGAUUUGUUCGAAUACCUGAUGCCUGGAGGAUAAAUGAUUUAACAUAUAAAAUAUCAAGUUAUCCUACUAGAGAACUCAAUAAGACACAAACCGAUAUUGAAAUCAAACGAGCUUUUGAUCAAUGGUCAGGAGUAACACCACUGACAUUUACUCAAGUUCAAAAUGGACCAGUUCAUAUUAACAUAGCUUUUAGAGCUCAUGAACACGGUGACAUUACUCCGUUUGACGGGAAAUUAGGUGUUUAUGCUCAUACUCUGUUACCCAGUCGAGAUAAUGUUCACUUUGAUGACUCGGAAAUAUGGACAGCUGGUACUAAUAAAGGAACUAAUUUAUAUGAAGUAGCAGCACAUGAAUUUGGUCAUAUGCUGGGAUUAGAUCAUUCAAAAAAUAAAUAUUCUGCUAUGAGACCAGUUUAUCCAGGUUAUAUACCAGAUAUUACAAUUAAAAAUGAUGACAUUGAAGGCAUUCAAGAAUUGUAUGGCGAAAAAAAGCUAAUAGAAACAAGAGAAAAAAAACAAUUUAAAAGGCAAGUUUACAAUCAAAACAAUGACAACAAAUUUAAUAAUAUACUGUGUGAAAACUCAAAAAUUGAUACUAUAUUUAAAACAAAUUUAGGAGAAACCUAUGUUUUUAAAAAUGAUUAUUUUUGGAAAUGGACACGUCUGGGAUUAGAAAAUCCACAACCAAAAUUAAUUAUCGAUGAAUGGAUAGGACUACCAAAUAAUAUUGAUGCUGCAUUUACAUAUAAAAACGGCCAGACUUACUUUUUCAAAGGUUCUAAGUAUUGGAGAUUUACUGAUACUUCUUUAGAUAAAGGAUUUCCCAAGGAAAUUACAUUUGGUUUCGCCGGUAUACCAAAUAAUAUUGACAGCUCAAUGAAUUUAAAUGACAAGAUUUAUUUUUUUAAAGGCGAAAAAUACUGGGUAUAUGAUCCAAUUAUCAAGCCUCCAGUAUCCAAUGAGUAUCCUAGACCUUUGAGAGAUUGGAAAAAUGUACCAGCGAGUAUAGAUGUUGCUUUUUAUGCAAAUGAUAAUACUAUAACAUUUGUUAAAGAUGAUUUAUAUUAUCUAUUUAAUGCGACAAUAUUUUCAGCGCCUGUUAACAACAUUCCAACGUAUUCAAAAAGCAUUAGAAAUUACUGGUUCAAUUGUCAAUUAUAAAUUUUUCCAGUUAAAAAAUAAGACAUGUAAACAUUGUUCAUAUGGGGUUUAAAAGUUAUUAAAUACAACAUUCAAAAAAUGGCAUUUUGUAAAAAUCUGUUUUUAAUUAAAAGUAAUAAAUUCAAGUAUUUAAACCUGUA